Molecule: messenger RNA, 2511 nt
Organism: Aspergillus bombycis
Lineage: Eukaryota; Fungi; Ascomycota; Eurotiomycetes; Eurotiales; Aspergillaceae
Exons: 2
Coding region: 1-2511 (836 amino acids)
Source: RefSeq, a predicted model, not a curated record
AUGGAUCUGCAGCCGCCAUCGGUCUUGGCCCAAUUGCCUCGCCCCUUGCACGCAUCCAAGGGCAAAACCCAUACCGGCGAAGUCUAUAGUCUCUCAGACUCUAAAAAGCGCAAAAGAUAUGAAGUUGCUGUCGCAGUCGAUGGAGAGGCUGUGAACAUCUACAAUAUACAAACUCCGAAGCUGGUAACCUCCUACGCUGUCCCUCCGCAAUCCUCGUUCUCGUGUGAGCCAUGCUCGGUGCGCAGAAAGCUUUCGGACAAAUCGGUUGUGAAGAGACAGACCUAUGUUGCGGUUAAUCCUCAGAAAGAGAUCAAGUGCUUUGUGGAAGAAAGCGGUGGAAACGGGUCGAGCGCGCCUGUCAUCUCUUCCUCAUCUUUCUCCGUGAAAGACUCCAGUAGUCCAACAGUUUUCAUCGGUAUCGUCCCGACAGGGUCUAGCGAGGAGGACAAGAGCCCAUACGAUAUUUUGACGGUUCACCAAGACGGCCGUGUCCGGAGACUAGCAGCGGACCUGGACAACCAGCACUGGAGUCUCCAGCAUAGUGAGCUCGCAAAGAUUUCUUCGUCUCAUACUGUUCAAGCAUGCUUCCUCGUUGAGUUCGAAGACGCCAAAAAGGCCCUGUUCAAGAGAAGACAGGACCUUGCGGCUUUGGCUUUAGGGGAUCUGGUGGACUCUAACGUGGAUGAACCUUCAGUGCUGUUGCUCGUUUCGCAUCCAACUGGUUCCAAAGAGAUCAAACUGAGUGACGUCAAGGUCCAUAUGUUCUCCGUACCUGCUAAGAUUCCUUCUCAGGGCAGGAGUCUUGACGAGAGUCAGAAAUUGAAGCAUCUCCUGACUUUCAACAUCCCAGAUAUCAAGGGACAAGAGUUCUUUGAAAGCAGCGGCUUGGAAUGGGAUUUCCAUACCGGAUCGGCCGGGCUGAAUCUGUCCUUCGCCAAGGGAUUUGUCAACUUCGAUCUUUCUCAGUACAAGCCCACAGUGACUUCGCAGUUUAUCCUCGAAAACGAAAAUUUUUCUUCCUUGAUGCGCAUAUCUCCCCAGUCCGUCAUUGGUGCAGGGAAUUCGAUCGUCGCAUUGUUCGAUACCCAAUACAAAUCCAUCCAGCGCAGCAUCGCCACUGACGACAUUCACGGAAGUAACAACCCCAAGGCACGGACAACGUUCAUUAGUUACUAUUCAAAGCUGGGAAUGGCUGUAGCGACCAAAGGAAACACCCUAUUUGCGUUCGACCUGAGCUCGUCCAAUUCACUUUCGGGUUCUUCACUGAAGCGGUCGAGAGACAGUCUUCUGAUUGACGCUAUUGGACGCGGUAUUGGAUCAUCCGCCUCUCAGUGGGAUGUGGCAUCAAAGAAGCCACGGACCGACCAAUUUACGUCGUUGGGUCUCACCUCAGAGGAGCAGGUCAGUCGGUGGAACAAACUGGUCACUGACCUGCGCGCGGCCUCGAAGUCGCAAAACGGCGACGCCUUCGACAGUGCAGUGCAGACGUACUUCGAAGCUAGUAACUCCGAUGCUCUGCCAAAACAGUACGUCAAUCCAGAGGUCAUUCUGUUCCUGCUCUCUUGCAUCUUCUCCUUGAAGGAUGCCGUGAACAAGGACCAAUUGUCCGUCUCUUCGUCGUCACGGCUGUCCAUUGACGUCUGGCCGGAGCACACAUGCCAAUGGCUCACUCAACUGGGCCAGCUGUCUCUCGACAAUGUCGAGAUUGCCCUACGCCGAUCACUCAAGCCCCGUAUCCUGCCCGCAUUGCCAACUGGAUCAUUCGUGCAAGCUCUCAUGGAUGCGGACCCCACCCUCAAGCGCCUCAUCGACAUCCUCCAAGGUCCUGUCACACUCAGCUCUGACGAAUUAGCCUACACGCUCAAAUUCUUCCUCAACAUGGCGCGCUCCCGUUCCGCAACCCUCGAAGAGACAGCCCUCGCCAUAACCGCCGGCGAAGAGAACAACACCGAGGCCAUCCAGAACCCCGAAGCCACACUCCAGGACAUCUUCCGCGGGCUAAACACCACCCUCCAAAAGAUCCACAUCCACCCCCUCCCAACGAUCACCACCUCCAUCUGCUCCACCCUCUCCAGAACCGAGAUCAUCGCCAUGGUCCACCAUCUCCGCCUCUCUCUCGCAACAGGCGGGUACGCAUCCCGCUUCACCGAAAACCCCCCCACCCCGAUCUGCCCCGACCAAACCACCCCCUCCCUCACCCUCAACACAAUCACAGACCUCCUCAACGUCUCCGUCGACGCCGUAGGCCCAUCCGGCUGGAUCUCCGCCACCGCCUUCGACGACACCCCAACUCGCGAGAUGGACCUGAUCGCAGACAUGAAAUCCGAAAUCUCCGCCGCCCUCGCCGGCGUCGAAGAAGCCUCCUACCUGAAAGGCGUCCUCGGCGAAUACCUCCGGUACACAGAUAGCGUUGCCAAAUCCGCCAAAUCUGCCGCGACCCGGAAACCCAAGGCCCGCGACGAACAGCGUCCUCGCUGGUGCGCUUCGAGAAACUCAACGGCGCAGACGUGA